AUGGAGUUCAUUCUAAGCUAUCUUAAUGGCAGUGCCAUUACUAUUCUUUCUCUAGUUCUCUUGUAUCUGUGUCUGUAUAAUAAUCCCUUCAAAUUUUGUAAUCAAAAGAAGAAAGAGGCUCCCAAAAUUGAAGGUGCAUGGCCAAUACUCGGUCACCUUCCAUUGCUGAGUGGUUCGCAAACACCUCACAGAACUUUGGGUGCUUUGGCUGAAAAAUAUGGACCCAUAUUCACCAUCAAACUUGGUUCCAAGACGGUUCUGGUAAUCAACAACUGGGAAGUUGCAAGAGAAUGCUACACCACAGUGGUGAUGGUAGGAGCAGCUGACACAAGUAGUACUCUUCUUACAUGGACAAUAUGUUUGAUUUUGAGAAAUCCAUUAAUAUUGGAAAAAAUAAAAAAUGAACUAGACAAUCAUGUUGGAAAAGAAAAAUGUGUAAGUGAGUCAGAUAUAAGUAAGUUAAUAUACCUUCAAACCAUAGUGAAAGAAACUUUAAGAUUAUAUCCUCCUGCUCCUCUUUCGGGACUUCGUGAAUUCACAGAAAAUUGCAUUUUAAGUGGUUAUAACAUAGAAAAAGGAACUUGUUUAAUUACAAAUAUUUGGAAGAUUCACACAGAUAACAAUGUUUGGGAAGAUCCAUUGGAGUUCAAACCAGAAAGGUUUCUAACAACACACAAAGACGUUGAUGUCAGAGGUCAUCAUUUUGAGCUAUUACCAUUUGGAGGUGGUAGAAGAAUGUGUCCAGGAGUAUCUUUUGGCCUUAAAAUGGUGCAUUUCACUCUUGCUACUUUUUUGCAUUCUUUUGAAAUUUUAAGUCCAUCAUCUGAUCCUAUUGAUAUGACUGAAAUCUUUGGAUUAACAAACACCAAAGCCACUCCACUUGAGAUUCUUAUUAAACCAUGUUCUUUCUUUUAGUUGUUGUUAGAGCAACUUGUGCUUGUGUUUAGCAAAGUGGUCAUAGUGUAUCUUUGUAAUUUUUCUUUGCCAUCUUUGUAUUUUCGUUAAAAGUACUUGUUUGAUGUGUAUCUUAAU
Messenger RNA from Vigna unguiculata (cowpea), 1032 nucleotides. Its product is annotated as cytochrome P450 82A4-like. The record is from RefSeq and is a predicted model, not a curated record. NCBI's taxonomy places the organism in Eukaryota, Viridiplantae, Streptophyta, Magnoliopsida, Fabales, Fabaceae.